Cloeon dipterum is the source of this 914-nucleotide messenger RNA. Its product is annotated as deubiquitinase OTUD6B. Gene Ontology annotation, biological process: protein deubiquitination. The record is from RefSeq and is a predicted model, not a curated record. The transcript has 5 exons. Gene Ontology annotation, molecular function: cysteine-type deubiquitinase activity. Bases 36 to 914 code for a protein of 292 amino acids. NCBI's taxonomy places the organism in Eukaryota, Metazoa, Arthropoda, Insecta, Ephemeroptera, Baetidae.
GCCGUUGCUGUUGCAUCCCGCACCGGCAAGCAAGGAUGGCAGGCAAUCCUGACGCCUCCAACCUUCCCAUAGGAAACCUGGAAGAACUGGAGCAGAUUCACAAGAAGGAACGGAAAGAUUUGCAAUCUAAAAUACAAGCAUUGAAGAAGUCGUGUGCCAAGGGUGACAAGAAGAAAAAGAAGGAAGUUGCAGAGGAAAUAGUGAAAUUGGAAGCUGAUUUGGAGAAGAGGCAGCAAGAGCAGAUUUCACAGUUCGAGAGCGCACAACCAGCACCAGUUGCUGAGGUUACUGGUCAAAUUGAUGGGCUAGCUUUGGAGGAAGAAAGCUCAAAAGGUCCCAGAUUAACAAAGGCUCAGAAGCGGCGAGACAAGAAGGCAGAAAAGGAUAAAGAGCGUGAAAUUCAGAUAGCCCAGCAGGAGCAGGAGAACAAAUUUGGCCCCAGGAACAGAGAGGAAGUCGCAAUCAAAGAGCUCCUAAAGGCCAGGAACCUGCAACUCUUCGAAGUUCCCUCCAACGGUGACUGUUUAUAUCUGGCCAUUGAGCAUCAGCUGAAGGAAAAGAGCCGCCCGUCGAAAGACGUGUCUGAAUUGAGACGGGUGACUUCGGCGUACCUCCGCAGCCACGAGGACGACCUGCGGCCGUUCACCUGUAACCCCAGCACCGGGUGUGAAUUCUCCUCAGAGGAGUACAGCCAGUACUGUGAUCGAGUCGAGAGGGACAGCUCAGAGUGGGGUGGACAGCUGGAGCUUCAAGCCUUGUCCGAAGCUCUUUCGACGCCAAUCGAAGUGCUCCAAGCUGAAGGCGCCCCUGUGAUUCUGGGCGAAAACCACAGACCUACGGCUGCACUGGUGCUCACCUACCACCGACACGCCUUUGGCUUGGGCGAGCACUACAACUCCGUGGCCCAAGUUUAA